Messenger RNA from Trichogramma pretiosum, 1548 nucleotides. Its product is annotated as zinc finger protein 569-like. Gene Ontology annotation, biological process: regulation of transcription by RNA polymerase II. Bases 80 to 1420 code for a protein of 446 amino acids. The transcript is spliced from 2 exons. The record is from RefSeq and is a predicted model, not a curated record. Lineage: Eukaryota; Metazoa; Arthropoda; Insecta; Hymenoptera; Trichogrammatidae. Gene Ontology annotation, cellular component: nucleus. Gene Ontology annotation, molecular function: DNA-binding transcription factor activity, RNA polymerase II-specific; RNA polymerase II transcription regulatory region sequence-specific DNA binding.
CAGUCUUUUCGCGUUUUAAGUUAGUUUAAUGUGGAAAAUCGGAAGGAUAAAGUGUUAACGAAAUUCCACGUUAGAAAAGAUGGAACCGAUUGGUUCAUUUAACUGCGCUGUCAGAGUGAAAGAGGAAUUACCUAAUAAUUUGUCAUUUAUUGAACGCGAUCGCGAGAUGGUUGACGAGACACCUGAUCUGAAAAACUUCCAACUCUCACCAUUACUUGAAGGAAAUUCCGUAAGAAUUGAUAAAUAUACCUUACUUGAUAUUGUAGUUUUUUUAAUUAAAACAUUUUUUAUUUUUCGACAGACCCAUACACUUCGAAACUGUGAUAUUAAACUUGAAAGUACACUUGAUGACGAAGUGGAAAUAGUUGUCGAAUGUGAUGACGUGAAGCCUAAUUUCAAUUUAUUGUCAGUUACAAAAAUGGAAGAUAAUUCUCAAAAUCACUUGCUAAGUGUAAUAGAUACCAAUUUAUAUAAAAGUAAAAAUUUGAUCAAAAUAGAAACUGUGAAUGAAGUGAAACAGGAAUUUAUUGGUUCGGUUGCAGAAGGUUUGAAUUUAAAUUCCAACAGUGAACUUGUCGAACAAGAUAAAAAAAAGAAAAUUAUAAAAAAGUUAAACAAACAUGGACUCAAAACACUUGUCAAUACGUUGCAUAGUGAUACAAACCACCCAUGUGAAAUAAGCAGAGAGAAAUUUACAACUAAGAAUCGUGUUGAAACUCACAUCGACUCGGUUCGUAGAAAAAUUACACAUUCAUGCGAUGUAUGCGGGAAGACAUUUUCACAAAAAUAUAAUCUCGCAAUCCACAUCAAUUCGGUGCACAAUCGUGUCACACAUGCAUGCGAUCUGUGCGAAAAGACAUUUUCUCAUAAAAGUAAUCUCAAACUCCACAUCAAUUCUGUGCAUAAUGGCGUUACACAUGUAUGUGACCUGUGCGAAAAGACAUUUUCAAUGAAAAGUUAUCUCAAACUCCACAUUGAUUCAGUGCACAAUCGUAUCACAUAUGCAUGUGAUUUUUGCAGAAAGUCAUUUUCACAAAAAAGUAAUCUCAAAAGCCACAUCGAUUCGGUACAUCAUAAAAUAACCCAUGCAUGUGAUAAGUGCCCGAAGACAUUCUCACAUAAGAGUUAUCUCAAAAAACACAUUGACGCCAUGCAUAACGGUGUCACCCACUCAUGUGAUAUUUGCGGAAAGACAUUCAUACAAAAAGGUUAUCUCAAAGUUCACAUCGAUUCCAUGCACAAUGGUAUCACUCACUCAUGUGAUGUAUGCGGAAAGAAAUUCCCAACGAAGUGGUAUCUAAAACAGCACAUCGACUCAGUGCAUAAUGGUGUUACCCACUCUUGUAACAUAUGCGGAAAAAAAUUUUCAAUCAAGAGGAAUCUCAAAAAUCACAUCAAUGCGGUACACAACGGUUACUGAUAUACUUGUAAUUGACGUGAAAAGAUACCUUAAAUAGUGCCAAGCAUAUUGAUGCCAUAUGCAUGUGAUAAUUGGGAGAAAAAAUCAAAAACUACUUUAACAGCCACAUAAACCAGGUGUAUGUAGUA